Molecule: messenger RNA, 3840 nt
Organism: Aureobasidium namibiae CBS 147.97
Lineage: Eukaryota; Fungi; Ascomycota; Dothideomycetes; Dothideales; Saccotheciaceae
Product: DNA/RNA polymerase
Exons: 1
Coding region: 1-3840 (1279 amino acids)
Biological process (GO): mitochondrial transcription
Cellular component (GO): mitochondrial DNA-directed RNA polymerase complex
Molecular function (GO): mitochondrial promoter sequence-specific DNA binding; DNA-directed RNA polymerase activity
Source: RefSeq, a predicted model, not a curated record
AUGCAAGCAACACACGAGCCUAGACGCUACACACAUGGGCUUCCCAACAGCGCCAAUGAUCUUGUGCAGAGUCUACACACAUGUCUUCGUGUCGAACGCUUCGAAAGAGCUCGCCUCGUCAUCGAAAAGAUUCGAUUACGUUGCCCGAAAGACUCGUUCGAGGUCCAACACGCCCACCACGCAUACUUCGAGGCCAGUCUCACACAGCUCCUGGGCCACACAACAUUCAACCAAAGAGCAGUAUCUUACGAAGCUUUGCGAGACUGGUUCGAGAACGAUCUCGUGCAACACGAGUAUCCCAUAGACUCGCAAAUGCUGGUCACCAUGAUGCGUGCCGCGCUAAAUUCGUUGAAGGGUCCCAAGCAGGAACGCGCGCUUCGGCGAUAUGUGGCAAUCGCAGAGGCUUCUGGAUCUGGCAUGCUCGACGAGGUUUAUAACGCCGACGACUUUACCGAUGAUGAGUUCCUGAACCUUGGGGCUGUCUUACCAAGCUCCAAGUCAAGGCCUAUGGAAAUCGAGCAGCCUGUCGAGACAAUUGAGGCACUCCCGGAUUCAACCGUCCACUCCAUGCCCGAGCUCACCGAUGUGCCUGCCGUACUUGAGGUUACACAGAAGGGAAUGGGCUUGGCCUCACUAAAACAAGCUCUCGAUAGCGAAGCGCUCGAUGAGACGAAAAAGAUCAAUUAUACGCCAGAGCAGCGUGAGCGUUUGCUCGAAGAGAGUGCCAGUAUAGCUGCCAUCUCACGCUGGAAGCUUGAGGAGGAACAUCUACAAAAGCUCGGUAUACACAGCAAGCUUGAGUCCAGGUCGCUCGGUGCUAUGAUGUGGCAAUGGUACUCGGACUUGCUGCCUAAACUACGCGAUGAGAUCGAAACCUGUCGCAAGCUCCUGGACGACCCUCCAAAAUCCUCACAGGUAUACGAUCAGCAGCUUUACGGGCCUUUCCUCGAGGCUGUGCCCAUAGAACAACUCGCGGCGACCACCAUCCUUAGCGUCAUGCAAUCAUUCGCCGGUGGCAAGGACAGGAGCUCAGGCGCUUUCAGCAGCAAUCAGAAGCUCGGUCGUCUUGCUGCUGCCCUUGGAAGGACCAUGCAGGAUGAGGCCAAUGCCGAGGCUGCCCGGCAGCGUGCCAUUGCUGAGCGAAAAGCAAAGCUUGGCCGUGCUCCGAAGAAGCAGUCUAAGUCAUCUCACCCGGCCUUCGAUUCCGAUCUGCAUGUCUGGCCCAGCGACGUCCGAGUCAAGCUCGGCUCCAUGCUUGUUUCGAAGCUCAUGGAAACAGCCACACUUCCUUGCACCAGACCGCACCCUAGAACAAAAGAAAUUGUUUCACAAAUGCAGCCAGCUUUCGUUCACAAGACACUUUACGAAGGAGGAAGGAAACAAGGGUGGCUCUGCCCUAGUGCUGACCUGAUGAAAAAGCUGCACCAUGACCCCGUUGGUGUUCUCAUUGCCAAAAAGCUUCCCAUGGUGAUAGAACCAAAGCCUUGGACCAACUUCAACAAGGGCGGUUAUCUCAACUACCCCACGCCUGUCAUUCGAUUUACCGGAGCAGACGUGGUGCCUCGCGAUUAUGCGUAUGCUGCCAUUCAAAGGGGAGAUCUCGAUAAGGUCUUUGAGGCUCUCAAUGUCCUUGGUAAAGUCCCGUGGAAGGUUAACGAGCAUGUACUGCGUGUGCAGAUCGAAGCAUGGAACAGUGGUGAACCCAUUGCCAAUUUUGCCGCUCUGAACCCAAAAGUCGAUGCACCUCCUGAGCCUACGGACAAGACUGAUCCUCAAGAGCGUCGUAAGUGGCUGCAGUCUAUCAAAGACUUUGAGAACGUCAAGACUGGCUUGCAUUCGCAAAGAUGUUUCCAGAACUUCCAACUCGAGAUCGCCAGAGCAUUCCGCAAGGAAAAGAUCUACUUCCCCCACAACAUCGACUUUCGUGGCAGAGCAUACCCCAUUCCUCCUUAUCUCAACCACAUGGGUGCUGACAACGCCCGUGCCCUGAUGACAUUUGCCAACGGAAAGGAACUGGGCGAAACUGGUCUGAGAUGGCUCAAGAUUCACCUGUCUAACGUAUAUGGUUUCGACAAGGCCAGUCUUUCGGAAAGAGAAAAGUUUGCCAUGGACCAUAUGGAUGACAUUCGUGAUUCAGUAGCCAACCCUCUGGGUGGCAGGCGAUGGUGGCUUGAGUCCGAGGAUGCAUGGCAGACUUUGGCUGCUUGUCACGAGCUAAAGGCUGCCAUGGAUCUUCCCGAUCCUACCAAGUAUAUCUCGCAUCUUCCUGUGCACCAAGAUGGUACUUGCAACGGUCUCCAGCACUACGCAGCUCUUGGUGGUGAUAGUGCCGGCGCUCGUCAAGUCAACCUGGAGCCUGGAGACAGACCCUCCGAUGUUUACACUGCCGUUGCAGAAGGAGUCAAGGCUGAGGUCGAGAAGGAUUUCGCUGCAGGCCACCCUGUAGCGCAAUUCCUAAGAGGCAAAAUUACUCGUAAGAUUGUCAAGCAACCCGUCAUGACCAACGUCUAUGGUGUCACCUACUACGGUGCCAGAGCGCAGGUCAAGAAGCAGCUGGAGGAAAUCUUCCCUGAUAUCCGUCGAACCGAUGCGUUGGACCACCUCACACUUGCCUCCUACGUUGCCAAGAAGAUUUUCAAGUCUCUCGGUGAGAUGUUCAAGGGUGCUCAAGCUAUUCAGACCUGGUUGGGAGACUGCGCUGACCGCAUCUCCACUUGUGUCACACCCGAGCAAAUUGCGUCUAUGGAGAGGGACAAUGCUGAAGGCAGAGCUGUUAUCCCAGAGAAGCAAGUCAUGAGCAAAAAGUCAAAAGGUACCGGCAUGCAGCGUACCGAGGCGGGCAAGCAUCUGUUCCGCAGCUCUGUCAUUUGGACCACUCCUCUACGUCUUCCGGUGGUUCAGCCCUAUCGCAGCUCGAAGCGUCGUCUGGUCAAGACCAAUCUUCAGAACAUUGCACUCCAAGAGCCAACUGCAAUUGAUCCCGUCAGCAAGCGUAAGCAGUUGCAAGGCUUCCCACCCAACUUCAUUCACUCUCUGGAUGCGACCCAUAUGAUGCUAUCGGCCAUCAAGUGCAACGAGGAAAACAUUGCCUUUGCCAGUAUCCACGAUUCUUUCUGGACCCACGCUUGCGACAUCAACUCCCUGUCCAUUGUCCUUCGUGAUGCCUUUGUUGCCAUGCACACCGAAGAUGUCGUCGGCCGUCUGCGCCAGGAGUUUAUCGCACGCUACAAGGACUGCAUGUACCUCGCCGCCGUCGAUGCGCGCACUCCCGUCGGUAAAAAGAUGGCCGCCUUGCAGAAAGCACGUCCCAAGGCCAGCCGUAAGACAAAGCAAUUGCAGCCAACCUUGAUUCUCCAACUCCUGGAAGAAGUGGAGCGCCUUCGUUUGCUCAACAGCGAGAGCCCAGAGGAAGUCGCUCAAGGCGAGGAGAUGAUGACUUCGGGUAGCAUCUUUGCCGCCGAGGCCGAUGCAGAAGACGCACUCACCGUUCCCACCGAAAUUGUGAAUUCGCGAUUGGGCGAGUUGCCAGAGAACCCUGAUGUUCUUGCUGAUGAGGCUUCAGGCACUGACGACCUGAGCGAGCCUGUGCUUGGUGACCAUGACGAUGUGGAUCUCACUGGAGACGACAAGGUUGCUAAGGCAGCUGAAGAUGCGGAGAUUGAUGACGAGACGGAAGGAACCGUGCCUACGAUUCAAGAGUUGAAGAAGAAGGCUGCUGUGACGAAGAAGGCAGUGGUCAGGAAGGUCCACGUGUGGUUGCCGCUCAAGUUCCCUGAGGUGCCUGAGAAGGGUGACUUUGAUGUGACGAGAUUGAAGGAGAGUCAGUACUUCUUCCACUAG